GGAAUUUUGGCUGCUCUGCUGCACUUGUCAGGAUGAGGGAACCAGAGGGCAGCAUCUGAUGUAUCGCUUAACACCUUGACAAAAUUGACAGGCAGUUCAUUGCAGAGAAAGAGAAGAAAUAUUUGAUAGACCGAAUUGAAUUCUACUUUCAGCAGCUUCAGGCUUUUUAACUUCAAGAAGCUGCAGCUACACUUGAGCUCCCUGCAAAGUGAGAUUUAACCCAGGAGGGUGGAAAAAGUGUUUCAUUUGGGCACAACAAGGAACGGAAUUGUAUUUGAACAGCUGGUCUGACUGUGCAUUACCGAUUGUGUCAGUGGGGGUAGCUGCUGUACAGAAACUUUUGGAUGACCAUGAAGCUCUGGAUAAUUACACUAAGUUUGAUGAGGGUUGCCUGUGAAGUGCUACAAUCUGAACCAGCUUUACCCUCAGCUAUUGGCUCAUGUGAGAAGUUGUGCGCUUGUGAAGAAAAGGAUGGCACCUUUAUUAUAAACUGUGAAGAAAGAGGCAUCAAGGAGCUGUCUCAAGUACACAUUCCACCAUCCCGGCCUUUCCACCUCAGUCUUCUAAACAAUGGCCUGACCAUGUUACACAUGAAUGAUUUUUCAAGCUUUAUCAAUGCACUCUCACUCCACCUUGGAUUUAACAAUAUUGAAGACAUUGAACCAGGAGCAUUUAAUGGGCUGAGUCUCCUUAAGCAACUUCAUAUCAAUCACAAUUCUUUAGAAGUACUAAGAGAGGAUACUUUUCAUGGGCUGGAAAACCUGGAAUUCCUUCAAGCAGAUAACAAUUUCAUCACAAUCAUAGAAUCAAGUGCCUUCAGCAAGCUCAACAGGCUUAAGGUGCUCAUUUUAAAUGAUAAUGCCAUUGAGUUUCUCCCUCCCAACAUAUUUCGCUUUGUGCCAUUAACUCACUUGGAUCUUCGGGGGAAUCAGCUGCAGACUCUGCCCUAUGUUGGUUUUUUGGAACAUAUUGGUAGAAUUCUGGACCUUCAGUUGGAAGAUAACAAAUGGGUUUGUAAUUGCGACCUACUGGAGCUGAAGAGCUGGUUAGAAAACAUGCCUCCCCAGUCUAUCAUAGGUGAUGUUGUAUGCCACAGCCCUCCCAUUUUGAAAGGUAGCAUUUUAAGCAGAUUAAAAAAGGAAGCACUCUGUCCCACACACCCUACAAAUGACCUUGAUGCCCCAUCAGGGUCAUUGCCGCUGGUGGUUACCACAUCAGUAAGUGAUAGCCACUUCUCAACCAAGGUGAUACCUAUUCUUAAAGCUCCUACCAAGGAAUCCAGUUUAAUACUGCAUGUCACAAAGCCAGCUACUCUGCUUCCUGGAAUAUACUGCCCUAUCCCCUGUCAGUGCACUAGCCAUCUUCUUUCAGGGAUUUUAAUGCAAUGCCAGGAACAAAACAUUGAAAGUUUGUCAGAUUUAGGUCCACCACCACCAAAUCCUAAAAAGCUUAUUCUAGCUGGAAAUAUAAUUCAGACAUUACUGAAAUCAGAUCUUGUGGACUAUGGUAGUCUAGAAAUGCUUCAUUUAGGUAACAAUCGUAUUGAAAUCCUAGAAGAAGGCUCUUUUCUCAAUCUCACCCGACUGCAGAAACUAUAUCUCAAUGGCAAUCAUCUUACCAAGCUAAAUCGCAAUUUGUUUUUGGGCCUACAGAGGCUUGAGUACUUGUAUCUUGAAUAUAAUGCCAUCAAGGAAGUUUUGCCAGGGACAUUUAACCCGAUGCCUAAACUUAAGGUCCUGUAUUUAAACAACAACCUCCUUCAAACUCUGCCACAACAUAUUUUUUCUGGAGUUCCUCUGGCCAGGCUAAAUCUGAAGACCAAUCAGUUUGCACAUUUGCCUGUAGGGAAUGUCUUGGAUGAUCUGGAUCUAAUAGUACAAAUAGAGCUGGAAGAUAACCCCUGGGAUUGUACUUGCGAAUCAGUUGGACUGCAGCAAUGGAUACAAAAGCUGAAUAAAAAUACAAUGAUGAGUGAAAUUUUCUGUACAUCUCCAAGGCAUUUAGCAAAAAAGGAACUGAAAUCUUUGAACAGUGACAUGUUAUGCCCUGGCUUAAUAAACAGCCCAGCCCUCCCAACUCAUGCGAGCUUCAUAAUUGUUACUACAUCACCAACCACCACCAAUACAGCAGGCACUAUUCUGCGAUCACUUACUGAUGCCAUCCCUCUUUCUGUUUUAAUCUUGGGGCUUUUGAUUACAUUUAUAACCAUCAUAUUUUGUGCAGCUGGAAUUGUUGUCCUGGUUUUACACCGACGGAGAAGAUACAAAAAGAAGCAAGCAGAUGAACAGAUGCGGGACAGCAGCCCAGUACAGCUUCAAUAUAGCAUGUAUGGUCACAAAACAACACAUCACACUACUGAGCGCCCAGCCACAAGUCUGUAUGAACAGCGUAUGAUCAGCCCUAUGGUUCAAGUUUAUCGAAGUCCACCCUUCAGCCCCAAAUUUGCAGACCAUCAGGAGGAGAGGAACAACAAGGAUGCAAAUGAUUCAAAACAUCUCCGCCGAGGUCUCUUAGAAAGGGAACACUCUUCUCCGCUCACAGGGUCAAAUGUCAAAUACAAAGCCACGGACCAAUCGCCUGAUUUCCUGUCCUUCCAGGAUGCGAGUUCUUUGUACAGGAAUAUUCUUGAGAAAGAAAGAGAACUCCAGCAAUUGGGAAUAACUGAGUACCUACGGAAAAACAUUGCCCAGUUACACCCUGAUAUGGAAGUACAUUACCCAGGGGCUCAUGAAGAGCUAAAGCUGAUGGAGACGCUCAUGUACUCCAGGCCAAGGAAGGUUUUACUAGAACAGACUAAAAAUGAGUAUUUUGAGCUCAAAGCGAACCUGCAUGCAGAACCCGAUUACCUGGAGGUCUUGGAACAGCAAACAUAAAACAAAAAACACUCCACUUCUUGAGUGGGUGGGUGAGUGGGUGUAAGCAUAAACUUUUAAUUCUAUCUUAAGUCAGAACUCUGUAAAUAUAAGUGCCUUAUAAUAAUGUGUCAUCAAUCAGGACUUUAAGCACAGCAGUAAUCCAAGUGGAAAAAACAAACUCUCAGGGAUAACUGUGAAGCCAUGGGAAAGUUUGCAGGCUUUAUGUCUCACUCCUCCAUUAAAUGUGAACUUUGUGUGACUGGACUCGGGGAGGAAGUUCUGUUUGCCAUAUUCCUCUAGACCUGCAUGGCAAUUCCUCAUUCUGUCCCUCAAAGCCAGGAUAAAAUAUGUCUUACUUCUGUU
Messenger RNA from Hemicordylus capensis (graceful crag lizard), 3218 nucleotides. It is a transcript of the gene SLITRK6, whose product is annotated as SLIT and NTRK like family member 6. Gene Ontology annotation, biological process: regulation of presynapse assembly; axonogenesis; positive regulation of synapse assembly. Bases 345 to 2873 code for a protein of 842 amino acids. The transcript is spliced from 5 exons. Gene Ontology annotation, molecular function: protein binding. Lineage: Eukaryota; Metazoa; Chordata; Lepidosauria; Squamata; Cordylidae. The record is from RefSeq and is a predicted model, not a curated record. Gene Ontology annotation, cellular component: membrane.